AUGUGGUCUUUGAGGUCCAUAACACCAUUAAAACAAAUAGGCACUAGAGUAUAUGGAGCUUUCCAUGACACCCUUGAUCAGUUGACGGGUAUCGAGAAACGGGAAAUGCUUGCUCAUCUCGCUGGUGAUUGUGAUCCUUUCCGGAUGAUGAGCAUUAAAAAAGGUCCAGGGACUUGUGAACGGCCUAAUCUAAUUCCAAGUGCAUUCAGCAAACGCCUCGUGGGAUGUGUAUGUUUCCCGGAGACUAACCACAUUGAAUACAUGUGGUUACACAUGGGGGUGCCGAAGCGAUGCGGCUGCGGCUACUGGUUUGAGCUGUGCCCUGUUGCACCGCUU
Messenger RNA from Brenthis ino (lesser marbled fritillary), 336 nucleotides. The record is from the annotation of a GenBank genome assembly. NCBI's taxonomy places the organism in Eukaryota, Metazoa, Arthropoda, Insecta, Lepidoptera, Nymphalidae.